AGCUGAUGGAUGUUGGAUGUCAAAAGCAAAAGUAUUAUUUUCCGCUGCCUGCUGAUGCUCGAUGGAGACUGUGCACUGCGACACUACUUGUCUUAUUGUUUACCAAGCCUCAAGCCCCAAAAAGUUUUAAAUCUGACGCGAGAGUGCAAGUUCUUGAUAGAUUUAUUAAAUUUUAAUUGUGCUGGAAGCUGGAAUCCUUGACACAAUGGCUGAAAUGGACGACAAGUUCAAUUACGUCUACAGCUCAUCUGUUGAUGUCAGAGUCCAAAUCAAAAUUGGUUCUCUAGAGGGCGAUAGACAGAAGUUUGAAUAUGAAAAACUGCUUGAAGAUCCCAUGCUCAAGUUUUCGGGUCUCUACCAAGAAAACAAUAACCAACUAGCAGAGCUGAUGGUUCAAUGUGAAGUGUUUUCCAACGGAAAAUCGCUUGCUCUCCCAGUACACACAUGCUGCAAAUCAUUUACAAAUAGGUGGAAUUGGAAUGAAUGGGUGACUUUGCCACUGAGCUACUGUGACCUGCCCAGAGAUUCGGUUUUAGCAAUCACGAUUUUUGACUGCUCUGGCCCAAGACGACGAAUGCCUGUUGGUGGCACCACAUUGUCAUUUUUUGGAAAAUAUGGCCUCUUCAGACAGGGAAUGAUAGACUUGCAAGUGUGGCCAGAUCAAGUUGCUGACGGCUCCUUGAACAACGAUACUCCUGGCAAGGGAGGCUCUGGCAGAGCUAAAGUACAAAAAAUCAACAAGCUAGCCAAGAAAUACAGAAACGGGCACAUUCCCAAAGUUGACUGGUUGGACCGCCUUGCUUUCCGGGAAAUAGAAUUGAUUAACGAAAAAGAGAAGAGGAAUUCUCAGUUUCUAUACUUGAUGGUGGAAUUUCCUAAAUUUGAGCAGAACGGUGUCAAUUAUGCCAUGGUAUAUUACGAAAAAGACGGUGACGGAAUCUACCAGUUUCGAGUUCAAGCUGACAUUGUCACUGUGCCUGACAGUGAGAUACUUUUGGAUAACUUGGUUGAAGUCAAGCAUCACAAACUUGCUCGUUCUCUGCGAAGUGGGAUGUCUGAUAAGGAUGUGAAACCAAACGCCGCAGUCAGAGAUCAACUGCACACGAUUGUUGCCUACCCGCCAACUAAAGCUUUAACUGCUGAAGAACAAGAUUUGGUCUGGAAGUUCAGAUUCUACCUUAGCAGUCAGGAGAAGGCACUGACCAAAUUCUUGAAGUGCGUGAACUGGAACUCGCCCCCAGAAGCGAAACAGGCGCUAGAUUUGCUGCCCCUCUGGGCUCCAAUGGACGUUGAAGAUGCAUUGGAGCUGCUCAGUCCAAAUUUUACCCAUCCUGCUGUGCGUCGAUAUGCAGUUUCCAGACUCAGUCAAGCCCCAGAUGAAGACUUGCUUUUGUAUCUUCUUCAACUCGUGCAAGCAUUGAAAUAUGAGAAUUACGAGGAAAUCGCAGCUCUCAGCAAUGAAAUCGUCAUUGAGACCGAAAAUUCAGGACGGCGAUUCAGCAGUGCAGAUAACGAAUCCAUUCCAAAACAAACCAAAGAGCUCAAGAAGUCAUCUAGCUCUGUCAAUUCAAGUGAUUUGGCCACCUCUGCCCCCUCUACUGCAAGGGCAGCCUCCCAAAUGGAUGGUACUACCAUGACUGAAGCGUCUACUGAACCAGUCAAGCCUCUGGAGCUCAACAUGGACUUGGCCACUUUCCUAAUCCAUAGAGCGUGUCUCAACUCGACCCUAACAAAUUACUUUUUCUGGUAUCUAUGGACUGAGUGCGAUAAAGAUGAUGUGACAGGCAAACCAGACACUAAGGAGCGAAGCAUGUACUUGGCUGUUUUUAGUCGGUUUUUGCAGACUCUUCAGAAAGGCCUUCCAGAAUGGCAAAGCCGAAGGGCUUUCUUAAGAAAACAGCAGGUUUUCAUGGAUAAACUAGUGAGUCUCAUGAAGAGCAUUGCUCGCGAAAGUGGAAACCGGAAGAAGAAGAUUGAUAGGCUGCAGUCCAUGCUGGCCAAUCCUGACGCAUUCAAUUACAAUUUCGCUGAUUUCAAGCCAUUUCCGUUCCCGCUUGACCCCGAUGUGGUCAUCAAAGGGAUCGUCCCUGAAAAAACAACGCUUUUCAAGUCUGCACUUAUGCCGUCUCGGCUCACAUUCCGCAGCACUACAGGACAAGAAUAUGUGGCGAUUUUCAAGCAUGGAGAUGACCUCAGGCAAGACCAGCUCAUCCUUCAAAUAAUCACCCUCAUGGACAAGCUGCUUCGUAGAGAAAAUUUGGAUCUCAAGCUAACACCAUAUAGAGUUCUUGCAACCAGCAGCAAGCAUGGAUUGGUGCAAUUUGUGGAAUCAAUGCCAGUUGCCGAGGUGCUUGCUACUGAAGGGACAAUCCAAAAUUUCUUCAGAAAACACAAUCCCUCUGAAAACGGACCCUAUGGCAUCGCAGCAGAGGUUAUGGACACUUACGUUCGAAGUUGUGCGGGCUACUGCGUCAUAACCUACAUUCUUGGAGUUGGUGAUCGUCACCUGGACAACCUUCUGCUGACCACAUCUGGGAAGCUAUUCCACAUUGAUUUUGGUUACAUCUUGGGCCGCGAUCCAAAGCCACUUCCCCCGCCAAUGAAGUUGAGCAAGGAAAUGGUAGAAGCGAUGGGUGGUAUCAACGCAGAGCACUAUCAAGAGUUCCGAAAGCAGUGCUACACUGCGUUCCUUCACCUGCGAAGACACGCAAAUUUAAUUCUGAACUUGUUUUCCUUGAUGGUGGACGCGUCAGUGCCUGACAUUGCUCUCGAGCCAGACAAGGCGGUCCAGAAAGUUCAAGACAAAUUGCGGCUAGAUUUGGGCGACGAGGAAGCUGUCAGCUAUGUGCAGGGACAGUUGGACCUUUCUGUCACAGCUGUCAUGGCAGCCCUCGUAGAGCAACUCCACAAGUUCGCGCAGUAUUGGAGAAAGUAGAUUAGGCUAAUUGUGAUAAUAAGAGUUUUCGCAUCUCUAUUUAUGUAAAUUGACUUACUUGUGUAUCAUCAAGAAAUGAUGGCAAUAAAAAACGUUUUAAUUAUUUCA
This is a messenger RNA of Cloeon dipterum, 3043 nucleotides long. RefSeq names its product phosphatidylinositol 3-kinase 59F (gene Pi3K59F). Gene Ontology annotation, molecular function: 1-phosphatidylinositol-3-kinase activity. The transcript has 17 exons. Gene Ontology annotation, cellular component: phagophore assembly site; cytoplasm; phosphatidylinositol 3-kinase complex, class III, type II. Bases 206 to 2935 code for a protein of 909 amino acids. The record is from RefSeq and is a predicted model, not a curated record. NCBI's taxonomy places the organism in Eukaryota, Metazoa, Arthropoda, Insecta, Ephemeroptera, Baetidae. Gene Ontology annotation, biological process: autophagy of peroxisome; phosphatidylinositol-mediated signaling; endocytosis.